This is a messenger RNA of Hippocampus comes (tiger tail seahorse), 3798 nucleotides long. RefSeq names its product transmembrane protein 151B-like. Bases 406 to 1911 code for a protein of 501 amino acids. The transcript has 2 exons. NCBI's taxonomy places the organism in Eukaryota, Metazoa, Chordata, Actinopteri, Syngnathiformes, Syngnathidae. The record is from RefSeq and is a predicted model, not a curated record.
GUGGGCUACCUGCCUCCUGCCUACCUCAGCACCAUGGAGAGCAACCCUACCAAGCGUAAACACGCCACGAACGACGUCGUCUGAUAAAAGCCGCGACCCGGAAGUGCAGGUCAUGCUCUGUGUGGCAUAAUAUUCUGAACCCCGAUUUGCUAUCGUGUUACUGCGGAACACCGUAAAGAGGGGGCGCAAAGGGGCGGGUGGUAGUUUUGGAUGCGGGCUUUCCCACACGCGCGCAUCCAUCUUCGAGCCACCGCAUUCACAGAGUUGUCUCCCAAGUCCUUCCGGGCGUCUUGAGCUUUUUUUCCCCCUCGCUUACCUCAAACUGUAGCUGCUGUCAGUCAAGAUGGGUGUGCAUUAACGAGGUACUCCACGCCCCGUCAUCAUCAUCAAUCGCCGAUCGGCAUCAUGUCUCCUCCAGCGUCGGCUGCGACUGCCAGCGAAAGCAGCACCGCCACCACCACUACUACCACCGUCGUGUUUGAAGAAGACACCAGGGAGGAGCAAAAACCCCUCAAGCAAUCUCUGAGCAAGUCACUGUGUCGGGAGAGUUUCUGGAAAUGCCUUCUCUUGUCCGUUCUCAUGUACGGUUGCAUGGGAGCUAUGGUUUGGUGUCAUGUGACCGAGGUGACCCGCCUCACCUUUGACAGUGCGUUCAAAGGCAAAUCCAUGAUGUACCAUGACAGUCCCUGCUCCGAUGGUUACAUUUACAUUCCUCUGGCCCUCCUGGGCAUGCUCUACUUGGUCUACCUGGUGGAAUGCUGGCACUGUCACGUGCAGAACGAGCUGCAGCACAAAGUCGACGUGGAUGGCAUUUAUGAGCGAAUCCAAAGAAUGCAGCAAGCCAAACCUUGCAUCUGGUGGAAGGCCAUCAGCUACCACUAUGUGCGUCGCACCAGGCAAGUCACACGCUACCGGAAUGGGGACGCGUACACCAGUACCCAGGUUUACCACGAGCGAGUCAACACUCACGUGGCGGAAGCCGAAUUUGACUACGGUCACUGCGGAGUGAAAGACGUCUCCAAGCAGUUGCUAAGCCUGGAGAAGUCAGCCCUCACAAAGAUGCGUUUUACCAAGUGCUUCAGCUUCGCCAAUGUUGAAUCUGAGAAUUCGUACCUGACACAGCGAGCGAGAUUUUUCACCGACAACGAAGGCCUCGAUGACUACAUGGAGGCCAGGGAGGGCAUGCACCUGAAAAACAUUGAGCUGAAGGAAUACAUCAUGGCUCUGUCCAACCCAGAGCACCACCCCUGGUAUCUGUCCCAUUAUGUCUUCUGGUUCGCCUCAUUCCUCACCUUCUCAUGGCCUCUCCGGGUUUUCACAGAGUAUCGAACCGCAUACGUUCACUAUCGUGUCGAGAAACUCUUUGGACAUGAUUACAUUCCGGUUACGCCGUGUGAGGAUCGUCCGUAUUGGCGACGUAUCCCUCGUGUAAACACUAUCGACAGCACAGAAUUGGAGUGGCACAUUCGGUCCAACCAGCAGUUGGUGCCCAGUUACUCAGAGGCAGGCCUCAUGGAUCUAGCCCAGUGCCCUUCCAGCUUCAGUGGCAUGCGUCAGAAUUGUGAGCGCUGCCACAGGGCCAUCAGCUGCUCUUCAGUGUUCUCCAGAAGCGCCCUCAGCAUCUGCACGGGAGCCAGCUCCCGAAUCCCCUUCAGCGGCAGCCGAUUUUCCUUGGCGCGACGCUACGGAUCACAAAGAAGCUGCUUUUGGAGGAGCGGGAGCUUGGACGAACAGGAAAGUCCCAGCGAAAACACCCGCUGUCUGUCGGAGCGCCUCACCACGGACGACGAAGAACCCCCGGACUACGACGACGCACUGUGCUACCCGCUGCUCAUCGUCCACUGCAGCGAGAACUGCCACAACCACAGGUCCUUCCACAGAAACGGCUCUUGUGUGGAGACUUCAUUAUGACCGCAUGAAAAAAACAAAAACAAAUUGAGAAUAUCUGUAGCAUACAAACACUUGGCUGCAUGAGUGAUACACAAAUGCCUAAAUCCUGAAUGUGUGAAUUAGCAAAGCAAUAAGUGUGAUUCGUGAUAUGUGAAACUUACACACGUACAAAGACUGUUAACACUGCACAUCAUUGCCAUAGCUUUGAAAAUCUCGAUAUAUAAAAGUGGCAUUGCAGUUGCCUCAUGCAAAAAAAAAAUGGACAUGUCUAAAAGUUCAAAUAUGUGCAUCAUCGGUGACUAGUUACUUGGCAAGUUUGAUGAAAUUUUUAGCCCACGGUUGACCUACUUCUAACUACAGCAAUAAAUGCAAAACCCAAGUAGAAUCAUCCCAAGUGGAAUUAAAAUGAAGAAUAUUAGUUGCACUCAUUCAUAUGAAAGGAAGCAGAUCGAAACAUGAAUCUAUUCCACACGAUACAUGCUUACUAUUAUUAUUAGUUUACAUUCAGAAGCUUUUCAUUUCAUUUAAUUUUCAAUAGGGCGUGUCCUCAUUAGAGUCACCGGUGAGCUGCAGGAAACACCCCAGACUGAUUGCCAGCGAAUCACGGGGCACAAAUAGACAAACAAGCCUUUCACUCUCUCAUUUGCACCUACGGACAAUAUAGAUUUGACCUCAAAAGAAUGUUUUGGGGAUGUGGGAGGAAGCCGGAGUACAGGGGGAACAUGCAUACUCACUCCCUUGAGAGAAAUUCUAUGCACUUUCGGCUACAGAUCAUGGACAUUUUUGUCAGACUUUUACAAAAAAUGUUUUUUUCUUUGGCUAACCUGAAGCAAGAGACUGAAUGUUCUUAAAUACCAUGUACUUGAUUCAUGUGCAUCUAUCCAUGUAGGAUGAAAAGCACUUUUCCUCAUUAGGAUUGUGCGUAAGAGGUGGACAGAGGACAUCCUGGACCGGUUGCCAGCCAGUCACAGACAUACUCUUGUACAAUGAAGUCCAAUGCUGUUCCUCGGUAUGCUUUUGAAAAUCUCUCUCAGUUUGACUGUUAUAUCGGAAAUUCAUUUGAAUUGUUUUCCCCGCAUAAUUGCUUGUAGAAGAAUCGUCAAUUAGUGGGCAGUUUAUAUUUUGCAAACUUUGAGUAUGGUAUACAAAGUACAUGUAUACGGCACGUAUAGUGAUCUUGAUUUAUGAAGGUGAUUUUGAUCAUGUUGGUUGAAGAUAUUCUCUUCAAGCAUACUUUUUUUUUUAAUACCAACUGCCACGAUCAGAAAAUGACCUGUCAACUGUAAUAUCACCUGCAUAAAUCUUGCAGACAGAGGUUUACAUUUUACAUGAUGAGAUGGUUACAAACGUCGUGACUGCAUCUUUCAAACACUGACACUCGGUCUGUAUUUAUCUGCAAAAAAAUCAUCAUCAGGGCACCAGAUUCAUGACCGCAAUUGCAUAAUUAUGUCCUAACACAGUGUAUUUCACAAACAUUGCUGAAUGUCAGCCACCAGCGUACAUUAUGUAGCACGUGUCACUUAUGUAGCUAUUGGAAAAGGAGUUCAUGCAUCACACCACAUCUCUACUCUACAUUUAUCCAGCUCUUUCAAAUGGAGUUUACUUCAAUUAAUGCAAAUAUGUUAGUGCUCAUAUGUUGAGACACUUGGUACACCAUUUUAUAAUACUGAUUUUUUUGUAUUACAUGAAACUGGUGAACAUAGUCAAGCAAAUAUUUAAUAUUCAGUGUAGUCAAACCAGUAUUAUGCACUUGAAAUGACAAAAGGCUCUGACUUGUACUGAAGCUGAAUGUUGAUGUAUGUUGAAAAUACAGUAAUAUCGUAUUCAAAAUGUAUAGCAGUGGCCCCCAUCUACCAGGUCUUAUGUGGUAUAUUUGUUAUAUCAAUGUUGUACCGGAGCAUACACUGU